Messenger RNA from Panicum virgatum (switchgrass), 1119 nucleotides. Its product is annotated as ras-related protein RABE1c-like. The transcript is spliced from 9 exons. Bases 208 to 852 code for a protein of 214 amino acids. The record is from RefSeq and is a predicted model, not a curated record. Gene Ontology annotation, biological process: protein secretion; regulation of exocytosis. Lineage: Eukaryota; Viridiplantae; Streptophyta; Magnoliopsida; Poales; Poaceae. Gene Ontology annotation, cellular component: plasma membrane. Gene Ontology annotation, molecular function: GTP binding; GTPase activity.
UCUACCACCCCACGCGAAGGCGUGCGUCCCCUUCCUCCUCCGAUCGAGCCGGGACCGCCAGGCAACCUGGUGCUCCCCUUCUCCGUCACCGCGACGCCUCGGCCUCCCCGCUCCACCGCCUCCGCUUCUCGUGAGCCGACGCCACGCCUAUAGAUCGCGUGCCCAAGCGCGGACGCCACCUCGCUCGGUGCUGGGAGGUAGAGCGCGAUGGCAGCGCCGCCGGCGAGGGCUCGAGCCGACUACGACUACCUCAUCAAGCUGCUUCUCAUCGGAGACAGCGGUGUUGGAAAAAGUUGUCUUCUCUUACGGUUUUCAGAUGGCUCCUUCACCACUAGCUUCAUCACUACUAUUGGUAUUGACUUCAAGAUAAGGACCGUCGAGUUGGAUGGCAAACGGAUUAAGUUGCAGAUCUGGGAUACUGCAGGCCAAGAACGUUUCCGCACUAUUACAACUGCCUAUUACAGGGGAGCUAUGGGCAUUUUACUUGUGUAUGACGUCACAGACGAGUCGUCUUUUAAUAACAUAAGAAAUUGGAUCAGAAACAUUGAACAACAUGCCUCGGAUAAUGUGAACAAAGUUCUGGUUGGCAAUAAAGCUGAUAUGGAUGAAAGCAAACGGGCUGUUCCCACUUCUAAGGGGCAAGCUCUUGCUGAUGAAUAUGGGAUAAAAUUCUUUGAAACGAGUGCAAAGACAAACCUGAAUGUCGAGCAGGUUUUCUUUUCUAUUGCAAGGGAUAUCAAACAAAGACUCUCAGAGACUGAUUCGAAGCCUGAGGAUCGAACUAUCAAGAUCAAGGCCGAAGGGGAAGCUGAUGCAUCAGAUGCACAGAAAUCAGCUUGCUGCGGCUCCUGAACAGUUGUUACAGCAAGAUUUGGUGUUUACUGCUCAUGUAAUUUUUAUCAUUUUAUUCUUUGCCAGCAACUCUCCUUGUGUGUUUCUCAAGUCAUCGCAAUUGUUGGGAUUUGGACAAACGGGUGUUUAAGUCAGAACAUUUACUUGCUAUAUUGGUGGAAACUGUGGUCUUGAUAACGAUGAGUGCAUGUAGAACUAGGUGGCUUGGUUUGAUCUGGUGCAGGCUACGCUCGAGAGAGAUAACAUUGAAUUGUGCUUUCCUUUUCA